This is a messenger RNA of Paramecium tetraurelia, 585 nucleotides long. RefSeq lists its product as uncharacterized. NCBI's taxonomy places the organism in Eukaryota, Ciliophora, Oligohymenophorea, Peniculida, Parameciidae. The transcript has 2 exons. The record is from RefSeq and is a predicted model, not a curated record.
AUGUAAAGUAUGAUGAAAACACCUACCAAACCAAUUCCCUCAAAAACUGUUUAAUCUUUUAACAUAGCUUAUCCUACUGCCGCUACUGCCAUUUAAUUUAAUCCAGUACCAGGCCCAGGAACUUACAAUCCAUCCAAGCCUAAACGAAACAACAAAAUUAAUUUUUCUGCCUCCCAAAGAUAACCUCUAAUUUCCAAACAAAACUCUUAAUUAGGCCCUGGCAGUUUUGAACCAAAAAAAAUAUCAGCAACUUCUGUUAAAAUUGGAACAUCAAUAAGACCACCCUUGGCAAUUCCUACUUCAGCUCCUUUACCUGGAAAAUAUGAAUACUAAUCAAAGAUAAUCGAAUCUCAAGGUAUUGUUUUCAAAGGAAGUUCUUAUGAUCCAAUUAUAAAAGAAAUUCAUUCAAGGCCUGGCCCAGGAAUAUAUAAUCCAGAAAAAAAGAGUUCAUCACCUCAAUAUCUAUUCCCUAAAAGUCAAAGGCAUGAUUUUACAAAACAAAAACGAGGGAUUCCUGGACCAAUUUAUGAGAUUGAAGAAAAACCUCAAACACCAUAAUAUUCUUUUGGAAAAUGCAAAAGAUGA